GAGAACGGGAGCGCAUGACAAGACGAAAGAGACUACAGACUGUUGCGAAGCGAUUUCAUCCUCUCGAUCAUGCUGCUAUGGUUGUCCUUGGCCAGGUGAAUAUGCCUUCGGCAUGCUGCAGCGAGAAACAGGUACACACAGGUUGGUGCGGAUCUGGAACGGCAAGCGGCAAACGACCUUUGCAGGUGUCGAGGUGGUGCCACUGCUGCCCGACGACGCCGUUACAUCCCUGGAGCUGGACCCCAAAGACCUGCAGUGGGACUUCUUCCGGUCCGGUGGAAAGGGAGGCCAGAACGUGAACAAGGUGGAAACAGGAGUCCGAGUUACUCAUACACCGACUGGCGUUGUCAUGAAGUGUACAGAGGAACGCAGCCAGCUGUUGAACAAGGGCAAGGCCUUGGUCAAGCUUAAGGCGAAAUUGCUGCUGAUCCAGGAGCAGCAAAAGGUGGAAGAGUUGCAGAGCAUCCGGG
This is a messenger RNA of Effrenium voratum, 470 nucleotides long. Lineage: Eukaryota; Dinophyceae; Suessiales; Symbiodiniaceae. The record is from the annotation of a GenBank genome assembly.